Seriola dumerili (greater amberjack) is the source of this 1725-nucleotide messenger RNA. RefSeq names its product WAP, Kazal, immunoglobulin, Kunitz and NTR domain-containing protein 2-like (gene wfikkn2b). Bases 1 to 1725 code for a protein of 574 amino acids. The transcript is spliced from 2 exons. Gene Ontology annotation, cellular component: extracellular region. NCBI's taxonomy places the organism in Eukaryota, Metazoa, Chordata, Actinopteri, Carangiformes, Carangidae. The record is from RefSeq and is a predicted model, not a curated record. Gene Ontology annotation, molecular function: serine-type endopeptidase inhibitor activity; protein binding.
AUGUGGUGGAUGCUGUUUCCACGGUGGAUCUGGUUCCUGGUCUGUGUGUCAGUGUGGAUGGAGGUCCAGGUCGGAGUUCGGCCCCAAAUCACCUACUCACACGCGGGAAUCUGCCCGAAUGACAUGAACCCCAACCUGUGGGUGGACGCCAUGAGCACCUGCACGCGAGAGUGCGACACCGACCAGGAGUGCGAGUCCUUCGAGAAGUGUUGCCAGAAUGUGUGUGGUAAUCACAGCUGUGUGGCGGCUCGUUACGUGGACGGGCAGAAAGGCCCCAUGGGAAUGCCGAAGGAAGCCACCUGCGCCAGCUUCAUGUGCACCCAGCAGGGGUCCGAGUGCGACAUCUGGGACGGGCAGCCGGUGUGUAAAUGCCGCGACCGCUGUGAGAGGGAGCCGCACUUCACCUGCGCCUCCGACGGCAUGACCUACUACAACAAGUGCUACAUGGACGCGGAGGCGUGCUCCAAAGGCAUCACCCUGUCUGUAGUCACCUGCCGCUUCCACCUCACCUGGCCCAACACCAGCCCCUCGUUGCCCCAGGCGACCACCCUCCGCCCCACCACCGCUCCCCUUCAGGCGACUGUCCCCCCCCCCCAGCCACCAAUCGAGGUCAGCAGCCCCGUGCACCAGACGGUGAGCGUGGGCGACACGGCCAGCUUCCUGUGUGACGUGACGGGUCGCCCCAGGCCCGAGAUCACCUGGGAGAAGCAGCUGCCUGAGGGGGCGGAGAAGGUGGUCAUGAGGCCCAAUCACGUGCGAGGAAACAUGGUGGUCACCAACAUCGGUCAGCUGGUCAUCUACAACGCUCAGCCGCAUGACUCAGGCGUCUACACCUGUACGGCCCAGAACCCGUCCGGCUCGGUGCGGGCCAACCACCCGCUCACGGUGCUGCCCACAGAGCCGCCCAAAACCCCCGAGCCCAAGAACGUGAGCCGCUGCCUGCCUGAGGAGUGUCUGAAGCCCCCCGAUAACCCAGAGGAUUGUGGGAGUGAGCUGGAGAGAGUCAGCUGGUACUACGAGCCCAAGGCCAACAACUGCUUCUCCUUCACCCACUGUCACAGCGACCACAGCCAGCAGCCGGCGAAGGCCUUCGACACGUAUGAGAAGUGCGUACAGUGCUGCGGCCCCGAGCUCACGGGCCCCUGCGGCCUCCCCAGCCUGCAGGGCCCCUGUAAAGCCUACGAGCCGCGCUGGGCCUACAGCAGCGUGCUGCGUCAGUGUCAGUCCUUCAUCUACGGAGGAUGUGACGGCAACGACAACAACUUUGAAUCUAAGGAAGCCUGCGAGGAAAUGUGCCCCUUCCCCAAAAACCACCACUGCAAGUCCUGCAAGCCCCGAGGCAAGAUCGUGACGAGCUUCUGCCGCAGCGACUUCGUCGUCCUGGGUCGCAUGACGGAGCUCACAGAGGAGAAGGACUCGGGCCACGCCCUCGUGACGGUGGAGGAGAUCCUGAAGGACGAGAAGAUGGGGCUCCGCUUCUUUGGCAAGGAGCCGCUGCAGGUCACCUUCCUCAACAUGGACUGGAACUGCCCCUGCCCCAACAUCACGGGCGCCGCCGCCGAGGGUCAGGUCAUCAUCAUGGGCAACGUCAACGACGGCAUGGCGGUCCUUCAGCCGGAGAGCUACGUGGGAGCUUCCAGCCCUCGCCGCGUACGGAAGCUGAGAGAGGUCAUCUCUAAGAACACGUGUGACAUUCUGAAAGCGAUCACCAACAGCCCUCAGUAG